Triplophysa rosa is the source of this 6397-nucleotide messenger RNA. RefSeq names its product contactin associated protein family member 5a (gene cntnap5a). NCBI's taxonomy places the organism in Eukaryota, Metazoa, Chordata, Actinopteri, Cypriniformes, Nemacheilidae. The coding region runs from base 196 to 4116 and encodes 1306 amino acids. The transcript has 24 exons. The record is from RefSeq and is a predicted model, not a curated record.
UGACGGCGUUGUGGGAGCUGUGGGUGUCUUUAAGAGGUUCUUUUCCGCCUGGUGUCGGUUCGACUGCUCACUGGUGAGAUAGAGAAGCACGAGCUACUGAAAUAUACACAAGACAAGAGAGAGGCGCGAAUCGUACUGGAAAUACACAUUUUCAUACAUAUUUAGGAUAUACUGCCAUUAGGAAACCUGGACAACAUGCAGUUGCCAAAGUCAUGGGCUUGCGGUGUCAGUUUGACGCUGCUCUCCGUUCUCAGCUCAGUCAUGUGCGGCAGUCAUUACAGCUGUGAUGGAUCUCUGGCAUCUCUUCUGCCUGCAACCUCAUUUCAGAGCUCUUCACAUUUCUCAGACAGUCGGGCUGCAUACUUCGCUAAACUAAACAGAAGAGACGGAGGAGGAGGGUGGAGCCCGGAGUCGGCGGACAGGUCGCCAUGGCUGCAGGUUGACCUACAUGACCGAAUGGAGGUGACAGCCGUGGCCACACAAGGUCGUCACGGCAGCAUGGAUUGGGUCAGCGCUUAUAUGCUUCUCUACAGUGACACCGGGAGGGUCUGGAAACAGUACUUGUUGGAGGACAGUGUCGGGAGGAUCGUGGGUAAUGUGAAUCCAGACAGUGUGGUCCAUCAUAAAAUCAGCCAGCCUAUCAGAACCCGGUUCCUUCGCUUUGUCCCCCUGGAGUGGAGCCCCAGCGGUCGGGUGGGCCUCAGGGUGGCUGUGUAUGGCUGUACCUACCGAUCAUAUGUGGCCGACUUUGAUGGCCGAAGCUCUUUGCUCUACCGAUUCAACCAGAAGUCAAUGAGCACGGUGAAAGAUGUUAUAUCUCUGCGAUUUAAGAGUCGACAGGCGGAGGGUGUUUUACUGCAUGGAGAAGGCCAGCGAGGGGAUUAUAUCACUCUGGAGCUACAUCGUGGCAGGUUGGCCUUGCAUCUAAACCUAGAUGACAGCAGGUUGAGGUCCAGCAGCGCUCGUAUGGUGGUCACUCUCGGAAGUUUGCUGGAUGAUCUCCACUGGCACUCUGUUCUGAUCGAACGCUUUAGCAAGCAGGUCAACUUCACUUUGGACAGACAUACUCAGCACUUCAGGACCAGGGGUGAUGGAGAUUCUUUAGAGGUCGACUAUGAGCUAAGCUUUGGUGGGAUCCCUCUGCCUGGUAAACCUGGGACCUUUAUUCGACGUAACUUUCAUGGCUGCAUGGAGAACCUCUACUACAAUGGAGUCAAUGUCAUCGACCUGGCAAAGCGGCGAAAGCCUCAGAUAUACAGCGUGGGCAACGUGACCUUUUCCUGCUCAGAGCCGCAGCUGGUGGCAGCCACAUUUCAGUGCUCCAGCAGCAGCUUUCUGUCGCUGCCAGCACCUGCACCGGUCCUGGAAGGCCCUUCAGUGCGCCUGCAGUUUCGUACGUGGAACCCCGAUGGCCUGCUUCUGUCCAGCCCACUGAUCUCCGGUCAGGAGCCUUCGUACCUGAUUCUGCAGAUCAGCAGCGGGCGCCUCCGCCUCACACAUCAGACGGCAUCUCUGAAGAUGUCAGAAGUGUCGGCUGGCCAGAGGGUGAAUGAUGGUUUGUGGCAUUCAGUGAGUCUCAGCUCUAGAGGUCUACAGAUCAUCAUGACUCUGGACAAUGAGCCUGCAUCCACCAUUCAGCUGAAGAAUUACCUGGAGCCAAAUGGCAAACAGUAUUUCGGAGGAUGUCCUGCAUCCCACAAUGAUUCAAGCUGCUUGAAUCCCACAAUAGCCUUUCAGGGUUGCGUCCGGCUCAUCUUUGUUAACAACCAACCAGUUGAUCUCAUGUCAGUCCACCAAGGCCACCUCGGGAGCUACAGUCAGCUGCAGUUCGACUUAUGUGGCAUUCGUGACAGGUGUCUCUAUAAUUUUUGUGAGCACGGUGGGCGAUGUUCUCAGACGUGGUCAUCGUUCUACUGCGAUUGCACUGGUACAGGAUACACUGGAGCUACAUGCCAUAACUCGGUUUAUGAAGCUUCGUGUGAACACUACAGACUCACUGGCAGCUCUUCGGGAUAUUUCUCUGUAGAUCCUGAUGGAAGUGGUCCUCUGGAUCCCAUUCAAGUGUACUGUAAUAUCACAGAGAACAAAGUGUGGACAAUGGUCCGUCACAACAGCUCAGACGCAGUCAGAGUACGAGGUUCGACACUGCAGAAGCCGCACGUCGCGUGGUUCAAUUACAGCGCCUCAUCUGAUCAGCUGAAGGCAUUAGUGUCCCUGUCAGAACAUUGUGAGCAGAAAAUCGCCUAUCACUGCAGGAGAUCACGACUCUUUAACCCCUGGGAUGGCAGCCCUUUGUCAUGGUGGGUGGACCGCAGAGGAGAAAAGAGAACGUACUGGGGUGGAUUCCAGCCGGGGGUGCAGCAGUGCUCUUGCGGUCUGGAGGAAAACUGUGCUGACAUGAACUACUUUUGCAACUGUGAUGCAGAUCGAAUGUCAUGGGAGAACGACACUGGCGUUUUCUCAUAUAAAGAACACUUGCCGGUUCAGGAGAUAGUGAUUGGUGACACGUACAGACUGGGCUCCGAAGCCGUGUACGCCGUUGGACCCCUGCAGUGCUCCGGUGACAAGUCCUUGUGGAACGCUGCAUCAUUUCAUCAAGAGGCUUCAUGUCUGCAUUUCCCCGGCCUCCAGGCAGAUCUCUCUCUCGACAUUUCCUUCUACUUCAAAACAGCAUCACUCUCUGGCAUUUUCCUGGAGAACAUGGGCGUUCAGGACUUUAUCCGAGUUGAGCUGAGCUCUCCCUCAGCCGUGACCUUCUCCUUUGACGUGAGCGACGGGCCAGUGGUCCUGACUGUAAAAUCUCCCGUGCCGCUGAACGACAGACAGUGGCACUGGGUCCGAGCCGAACGCAACGUGAGGGAGGCGUCCUUGCAGGUUGACCAGCUGCCCCUCCGGAUCACAGAAACCCCUCCCGAUGGACACCUACGCCUUCAGCUAGGCGGCCAGAUGUUUGUUGGAUGCACAGCCGCAAAACAAAGAGGUUUUCUUGGGUGCAUUCGAGCAUUUAAUAUGAACGGAGUGAUGUUUGACCUGGAGGAGCGGGCCAAAGUGACUCCGGGAGUGAGUUCGGGGUGUGCGGGUCACUGUAGUAGCUCAGCUGGACUUUGCCACAAUCGGGGGAAGUGCAUUGAGAAGAGCAGCGGUUAUGUGUGCGACUGCACAAACUCUGCCUAUGGAGGACCGUCAUGCACAGAAGAGGUGUCCAUGUCCUUUGAAAAAGGUGCGUCGGUCACUUACACGUUUCAGGAGCCGUUCUCCGUCAUGCAGAACAGGACGCCUGCCGUGUUGUCUGGUUCCUCUCAGUACAGCAUGUCCAGAGAAACCAUGGCACUCCGUUUCCAAACCACUCAUAGUCCUGCCAUGUUGCUGACGGUCAACACGCUCAGCCAGCAGUAUGUGGCAGUCAUCUUAGCAAAGAAUGGGAGUUUGCAGAUUUGGUAUCGACUGCAUAAAGAGUUGAGCCCAGAUGUCUUCAGCCCCAUGCGGAGCAGCCUGGCAGAUGGACGACUACACAGAGUUCAUAUCCAGCGGGAGGGAAAGGAUGUGUUUGUUCAGGUUGACCGUGAAAAUAAGAAGUAUGUCCUUUCACAUGAGGCAGCCUUUAACUCUAUGAAGUCACUGACCCUGGGAAAAGUGACAGGAAGUGAUGUCGUGGAUGAUGACGUAGCUCAUGCUGGAAGUAAAGGUUUCAUUGGCUGCUUCUCAUCUGUCCAGUACAACCAAGUUGCUCCACUUAAGGCAGCGCUAUUGAACCGAGGUAGCUCAUUGGUUAGCAUACGAGGACGUCUGCUCGAGUCAAAUUGUGGAGCAUUAGCUGACCUUUCCACUUCUGUGUCUCGCUUAGAUCAUGGCAAAGAGGUGGGCAAAGAUAAUGAACGUCACGGAGACGAUGGCCAGCCUGAUUCAGCUGUAAUUGGAGGUGUGGUUACGGCUGCGGUCUUCAGUACAUUUUGUGUGCUGGCAGUGAUGACACGUUUCCUAUACCAGCACCGACAAGCUCAAAGAGCUGCACGCCUCCAGGAGAAGGAGCACCAACGUAGCCUUGAAGCCGCUUACCGGGCAGAGUUUCACCUCCACAACCCUAUAAGAGACAGCAUGCAGGAAUAUUACAUCUGACAGACACUGGCAGUAAUAGUCCUUGUAGUUUUCAGUUCGAAAUCCAGUUCCUCCUGUAUCUCCUUCAGCAAACAUGUUAUGAGGCCCUUUUAUAUCCAGAAUGGUUCAUACUAUAAGUUGGAGGUUUCCUCGCUUUGGGAUCGUCAGAAUCCCCUGAUCAAUGUAAGUAGUACUGUAGUCUGUAGUUUUCACAGUGCUUACCCACAAGUGUUGGAAUAACUAACGUUAGGUUAUUUCUGGGAUGUGAGUGGUGUGUUAGGAGGUGUUUUUAUUAAAAUGAAUAAUAUGUCCUCUGGGUAGAUGCUGGAAUGAAGGAACAGGCUCAAUGGGCUUUAGUGCAUGUUCAUUCAUGUUAACUCCUGGAUUGAGAUCUGUCGUUCUGCAACAACAUGUAUUUCAAGCAUGUGAACCUUCCUAGUUUGCCAGAAACACAUAAGGUGGCAAAAUUGUUGCAGGAAGGUUUCCAAACCCAUUUUUGGAACACUAGAUCAUAAUUCUGCAUUACUCAAUGUAAACUAUACAGUAAACAUGACUGACGAUUUAAAAUAUAAGAGUAACACAAUACAAAUCAUUCUUUAAUUCUUAUGAAGAAGCUGCUAACAGAAGCUUAAUUCAUUUAGUAAAGAUUCCAAAUGUGCAGAAAUAUUGUUGUUGAACAUGAUGUAACAAUACCUGUAUGUGUUAUAAUGUGAAAUAUCUGCCAUAGUGAACAAAUCUUGAAUUGUUCUUUGAAUCUAAAUACAAAUAUUUAGCGUUUUGUCCCAAACAAAGAUUAUUUAUUGAUAAAUGUAACCAUUUACGUCUCAAAGUCAGCAUGUAAGCUGUAAAAGUAUAAAUUCUAUAAAAACUAUUCAUAAAAAGUCGAACACUUGCUGUUUGGUAAAGUCUUAACAGUUAAUCCGGUAUAAAAAGUUAAAUUAUUCUAGCUAACUGAAUGUGUUUCUCUAGUACUUGCUCUGAUUUACUGGUUUAUAGAGUGAAUUACAGUCGGAUUAGAAUCGUGACAAAACUGGCAGGGAUGCCACUCGCCCAUCAGUCAUCACCUGCAAACAACAAAUUAGGAAAACAAUUUGCACUUGAAACAGCAUGUGAUGAGAUUAAAUAUAGUAAUACUUCACACCUUCGUCGCCUUGGAACUAUAAGGUUCUAUGUGAGAUUUUUGUGAAAACUAAGUUAUUCACAUUCGUAUUCUGUUUCAAUUUACCCCUCGUUCACAUUACAAGUGACAUGAUACCAUUCAUUUCAAUGGAGAGCUGGCGACUUCCGGCGACACGACAGUAGCAUCCCUUGGCGACCGGAUGGGGCGUGUCUAGCGCUGCGACAAAGUUGAGAAAUCUUCAACUUCAUGCAAAUGAGAGCGACUUUCAGGAGCGACAGCCAAUAGGAAUAUGGUAGAGCUAACGUGAUCAGUGGAUGUCGUCAUUCAGGCACGCCCACUAGCGACCUAACCGCCAACCCCUGGCGACUUGCAGCGACAAAGUCGCUUAUAAUCUGAACGCAGCAUCAUUCAUAUUGUGAUGUUUUAUUCUGUACGUUUCUUUGAAGAUCUUGUCUUAAAACUGCUCAGAAUGCCAAUAGAACCUUCUAAUUCCAAGGCGACACCUUGUUAUAAAAUGACAUAAAAUGUAAUUAAAGGUUGUCACAGAAUACAUUUUAAAGACAUUAUCACAGAUCUGUCUCGCCUGACCAUCCAUGACACAAAAUGAUACCAGCUGUAAACAAAUCUGUCACCUACUCUCUCCACCAUCCCUUUUCAACACUUUGAAGAUGAACACAAUACCUUUAACAGAGAAGCAUGUACAGUUGACAAGAAUAACUUUAUUUGACAAUUUGUAAUGACCUGGAUAACUGAAAAUCUGCACAGACAGUUUUGAAGUAUAUUUUAACUGUAGCAGUUAGUACUCAAGUUUUUGCCAAUACAAAAAUCAGUAUUCAUUCUGAUGCUCCCUUUUUUAUAUUUGUGGUUGUUAAAACUAAACCCCAUCUAUGAAAGUCUUUCAUAUUUGAUUGUAAUCAAAAUUAACACAACCAUGCAAAUAUGCUAAGGUAAAGUUUUGGGGGGAUUUUUGUUUUAAAUAAUACUUCACUCUUUCUCCCAAAAAGGUAGUUGUCUCUUCUAGGACUGGACUGACAGAUCUUUCUCUUUCUCUUUGGAAACUGAAGUGUCCUUUGUAAUAUUUACUCUUAAACUAUUUUGUACCUCUAUUGAUAUGAAUUAUUUUAGGGGCUGUUUUGUAUGAAUGUAAAUGUACAGAUAUAUUGUAAAUAUGUGUUUAAUAAA